AAUACCAGUUGUGAUGCACUGGCUGGAAUGAGAAAUAGCCCAAUAGGUCCACCGACACGGAUCGUUCAUAGGCUAUAUAAUAAACUGGUUUUAUUGAAAUUGUCAAUGAUUUGCAUCGUAUUUUGUUUUUUAGACGACAGAUUGAGCAAUAUCAGUAUCGAAGUGUUUUGGAACGACCGACUUAAGUUCGAAAAUGAGGACUCACUUUUGUGCGGCACGUAUCCUGGAAUAGUUGGUGUCAAUGCCACCAUCAAAUGUCCGACCGGUGUCCGGGGACGUUUUGUCAAGAUAACUCUCUACAACUCAGACGAGCCUCUCACCCUGUGUGAGAUACAAGUGUACGGAGUUGCAGCAUCUAAACCAGGUGCUGCAUUUGAACCUCUGUCAGACAUCAGCUGGACAUCAUCCUACCCACUUGACAGGUCCUCCAUGCACCAGUGUGGCGGCACGUGCUUCAGAACCGACACGUGUUUUGCUUUCGACUACAACGUUCAGUCUCACGAGUGUCAGCUGGUGGACACCAACACAUACACCCCUAAAGGAGAACCGUGGGUGUAUUAUGGCAUCUCGAGGCUGAUCGACACGCCUGGCUGCCAUUAGGUUACCCUCUCUGUGUUAUUUCUAAUGAUCGCUGAGAAAACUGUGUGCAAAACGUUUUUUUUUGUCUACACCGCUCUGUAGAAACCACAAGUCUCUUUGUCGAGCCUUACCGCCUAUGCGGAAUAUACUAACCUUUCGCGAACACCAGUGAUUUUUGAGGGCAUGCCAUCACUGCUGUGUAUAUUUUCACAGAUCUUUGUCUUGUGCAGAUUUAUUUUGUCAAAACUGUUUUGAGAGUAGCAGUCUUCUUUGAGACAGGCUAGGAAAGGUGUAUCGCCCUUAACUCUUCUUUGCUCUGAGAUACGAUAUUUGGUUACGAUAACGGUUUUGUCGCCAAUAUUUGACAUAUUUUUUAUUCCUUAUCUGUUUGAGUUUGGAGACGUCUCGUAGCUUUUUGAAAAGUACAUUUUCUCUGAAUAUGUGAAUCUUUAUGUUAAUAAUUUUGUAGGAUGAAUUUCUAAAAAUAACUUGCAAUAGCAUAACAAUUCUACUACUACUACUACUACUACUACUACUACUACUACUAGUACUAGUACUAGUACUACUGUUUAUUACUCAUUACAUACUUUGUAUGUUUACUUAUUUGGAAUGUUCACUUUUCUUAGAUAAAUAGUACCAUGUAUCUUUUAUUUUCACGUGCAUUUAUAUCACUUUAUGUAUUUGUAUUUGUGAACCGAUUACAGCUACGACUAUAUAAACAGGUUGAUUAAUUGAUUGAUUUAAAUAUGUAUUCCUCCGGUUUAUCUGGGUGUAAUAGUGUUGUUCUGUCAAUCGAUUAAUUUCUGAUGAAGUAGUCUGUCGGGAAUUUUGUUUGUUUCAGUCAAUAUUCAACAAGAGAAGGACUAUAAAUAGAAACAAAGCUUGUACACGAUCAGGCACGGCGGAAGCAAGUUUGACAUGGGAGGGGGA
Molecule: messenger RNA, 1509 nt
Organism: Gigantopelta aegis
Lineage: Eukaryota; Metazoa; Mollusca; Gastropoda; Neomphalida; Peltospiridae
Exons: 2
Coding region: 28-600 (190 amino acids)
Source: RefSeq, a predicted model, not a curated record